Molecule: messenger RNA, 310 nt
Organism: Staurois parvus
Lineage: Eukaryota; Metazoa; Chordata; Amphibia; Anura; Ranidae
Source: the annotation of a GenBank genome assembly
CACUGACAGUGGAGAGGUCUGUAUGUAAACAAUACAGAUCUCUCCCCUGUCAGCACCAGCAUGCUUACACAGUAAAACACACACAGGCCACAUAGUAAAACAGCACACAGCAGGGUCGGACUGACAACUCACAGUUUACUCUUUGAUCGCCCCAGAUGUUAACCCCUUCCUGCCCAGUGUCAUUAGUACAGUGCCAGUGCUUUUUAUUAGCACUGAUCACUGUAUUAGUGCCACUGGGGAUGUCAGUUGCAGUUAGUCAGUUCCCACCUAGUGUUAGAAUGCCUUCCGCAAUCCCGCUAUAAGUCGUUGA